Messenger RNA from Chara braunii, 1526 nucleotides. NCBI's taxonomy places the organism in Eukaryota, Viridiplantae, Streptophyta, Charophyceae, Charales, Characeae. The record is from the annotation of a GenBank genome assembly.
CGAAUUCGAAUUUACGCGGCGAAAAAAAAAAAGCUACGAAAACGGCGCGCAGUCCCGGAUUCGAAUUUCGAAAUUCGAAUCGCAGUAAGUGAAUGACGGUGGCGCGUGUGUCCCUUACGGCUGACGGCAGCAACGUUCGUCGGCGAGACUGUUUCGGUACGGAGUGGCGGCUUCGUGGCGUCUGCUGGCACGCCUUCGUCCAUGAGUACGUCCGAAGCAGCACGACCGCCGUCACAGGAUCGCCAACGUUGUGUGCUUCGCCACCCGCACCUUCGCCGUCGACGUGCACGCCGUACAGUCGGGUUUUCACGACGCGCCAUCGCCGUUGUUCCCACCGAAGUCGAGCCUUCUUCAGUUCGCGAGGACGAGCGAUGGACGUGGACGGGGACGCGGUUCAUGACACACUCAGCAAGGCGGAGAGGGCGACUGUAGCAGCGGCUGUGAACAUGAUACUCAUCAGGUGUCAAUUGCAGAGGACGGAGGGGAGGAUGAGAGCAGCCAUUCGCGCACGCCGGAAGAAGACGUUGCAGUCCAUUCAUGUGGACGAAGAGGGCAGUGGUGCCAUUUGCGAUGCUGUCCUUCAGGAGCCCCUCCAGCCUGACCUCAUCGUAGCAUUCGCUUUGUACAGAUGGGCGUCGGGGGAGACGUACGAGAGCGGGACCUGCAGCUUCGGCAUUGGCAGAAAGUCUGGGUUGGUGGUUGUGCGGGAUGUUACUUCGGCGUUGCUGAGUGCGUACUGCGACAAGAUAUCGUGGCCAACGGGGCUGCAAAAGGCGGUCGUCUCGCACGCUUUCGCUGACAAGGGUUUCCCCAACUGCCAUGGCUGCAUCGAUUCUACCCACAUCUUCAUCGACAAGCCAGCCAAUUGCCCCGAAGAGGACUACUACAACAGAAAACGUCGUUUCUCCGUCCAGGCUCACGUGGUCGUCGAUAUGAACUUGCGCGUGCUGGAUGUGUUCUUCGAAUACCCGGGGAGCUGCCACGACGUGAGGAUCGUCCACCUGUCCAAUUUGUGGGCGCGUGCAGAGGCAGGGGAGCUUUUCACUGGGCCAUCUGUCAUGCUACCUUUCAGUGUGCGAACGAACGGCUAUCUACUAGGCGACAACGGUUACCCCCCCUCGGAAUGGGUAGUCAUCCCCUACGGCGGUGUAUCACAGCACCCCUCGGAGAUUCGGUUUGACAACAAGCAGAAGACGGUGAGGGGAGCAGUUGAGAGGGCUUUCGGCAGAUUGAAGGGGAUGUGGAGGUUGUUCCUUCGCUCCCACAAGACGAACAUGGAAACGUUAACGCAGCAAUUCGUCGCCGUCUGCAUUCUGCACAACAUACUCAUCGACGCGGGCAUCCCGUUCGACGACGAUUUGCUGUGGGAGGUCGGCCCGGACGGUGUUCGUCGCAGGGUGGACCUUGGGAUGCACCGCCCGUUGAGGCAGAUGUGUAUGGAGUCGUCGACGGGGGAUGCGCUGAUCCUGCAGGAUGCACUGGCGGAGCAAAUGGGUACGCAGUGAAGACGAGCAGCCGUCGGGAGC